GUCGUCGUCGUCGUCGUCGCUCAGUCUGUGAGUGACACUAAUUCGUGGAGGGUGGCCAUCGCGAGUUUUCUGUCGUAAUUAGUAGGAAAAUAUCGGUACCUCAGUGCGAUAACUGGCACGUACCAAUCGAUAAUCGCGUCCGCUAUCUAAUCACACCGCGAUGGAGUGCUCGGAACGACAUUGAAACUGCGCUGGAUUCGCGCGUGAAAGUCCAACUUUUUGGUGGGGAACAAAAGCACCUCUGGAAGAGGAGAAAGCGACGCACCAAAGAGUGUAGUGCGACGUGGAUACGUGCUGCGUUGCGUCUAUUUAUCUCCUCUCUCGCGUUCCCAACUUUUUCCCCUUCCGCGUCGCGAGUGAAGUAGCAAAACAAAGGGGUGUGUGAUUCUGUGUAUGUGAUUGCUACAAAGUCCAAAACAAACUAUCCGGACUUGAUGUACCCGAACGAUGACCUGUAGCUUGAUUAGGAUCUUCCUGUCGAAAGCCUGGAAGGAAAAGCAACGGCACCCGGUACGCAAUGUGCUGAAUACGCUCUUUCCGGUGGUCGUCAUUGCCCUGUAUGCCUUCAGUCGAUCCGGAUUCCAACGAGGUGGUUCUGCGGUCAACGAGAGUCCCGAGGCCAGCCCGGUGCAACUGUCCCCAGUUUCGUCACAAGAUGAUAUUGUCGAUGCAUUCCCGUCCGGAAGCUACAGCAAAGUGUUUUACGCGCCAGAAAAUGGAUUCACCAAAGAACUCAUCGAACUCGUACGGAUCAAGCUGUUCAUCACGAUUGAUCGCGUGGAAUCGUUCGCGACGUUGGCCGAGAUGGAACAGAUGCUGCUCUUCAGUCAGGACUACUACGCGAUCGCAUUCGAGCGGAACUCGUCCCGGCAGCACCUAUCGUACACCAUCCGCAGCAAGAAUAACAACUUCCGCACGGAUGAAAUAUACUCCCGGGAUGUGUACGGCAGUUACCUGAAGGAUCGGAACACGUACUAUGAGAGUGGAUUUCUUGCGAUGCAGUACGGGAUCGAGAAGUCCUUCGUGGAGAUGAGCACGGGGCUGGCGGAGGGAACGCUGCCGGAGUUCUACUAUGAGCACAUUCCGGUGGCCGGGCCAAGACCUCAGGAAUCGUCGCAGAUUUUCGUCGUCAGCAUGAUGCUGGCCGUGUUCGUUUCCGUGGCAUGUACCUAUCUGCUGCUCGUUCCGUUGGUGGAGGAGAAAGCAUCCGGGAUGAAGGAAUACCUGAAGAUUGCGACUUCGUGCAGCUACUGGAACGAGAUAGCCAUAUUCCUGAUGAACUUUGCUCACCUGAUCGUGGUGGUGGUUCUGUGCAUGGUAGUUACCCUGUUGGCAAAUAUAUGGGAAGCGACCGCGGCGCAGAUGGUUUUUGUCUGUAUCCUUCUGUUUCUGUUUGUGAUAUGUUCGAUAAGCUUUACGUUCUUUAUCAGCACCCUGCUGGAAUCGGUAACGAUCUCGACGAUUGUGGCACCGAUCUGCUACUUUGUUCCGGUUGUGUUUGCUUCGGCUCAGAAACGUUGGGAAACGCUGCUGACCGUGUUUCCCAUGGCCGGAUUCAAAGUGGCGGUUUCGAUUCUGCAUGAUUACCAGAAUAGUUGGCAUAGCUUUGGCGCGGCAGAUGCCUUCAAAGCUGGUUAUCCCGGUAACCAGAAGAUCAGUCUAUUUUUCACACUGUUCAUGAUGACAUGUGAAACUUUUCUGUGGACCUUUCUGUGGUUCUACCUGUCAAAUGUACGUCCGGGUCAGUACGGAACACCGAAGCCGUGGACAUUCUUGUUCUCCAAGCAGUAUUAUCAGAAAGGCAAAAAUAAGGUCAAACAAACGCAGCACGUGGAAAUGAUUCAGGAAGAUAGUCGGGAGUCGGACAGGGCUGCCAUAGAGAAUGGCGAUCACCUGGAGAAGGUCGUAAAAAUCUCCAAUCUAAACAAGAUCUUCAAAUCUUCGUCCGGAACUCGGGUUGCCGUCCGCAACCUGUCUCUUCGGAUUUACAAAAACCGGAUUACGGCACUGCUUGGACACAACGGCGCCGGCAAGACCACCACCAUGAAUAUCAUUACCGGAAUGACUCCACGGACGUCCGGUCGCAUCGAAGUAGACGGAGAGGACAAUGCCAGCAACUACCGUCAGCAGAUCGGAUUCUGUCCGCAACAUAACGUUGCCCUGGGUUACAUGAACUGUCGGGAGCAUUUGGUAUUCUUCGGAGCGCUACGCGGUAUGAGCAUCCCAGAAGCGGAACGGGAAGCAGAUGACAUCCUGGAGAAGGUGAACCUUUCGGACAAAAGCGAUGAAGUCCUGGCGAAUCUCUCCGGUGGAAUGAAACGUAGACUCUGCCUGGCCAACGCCAUCAUCGGACGGACUAAACUGCUGAUCCUCGAUGAGCCAACGUCCGGACUGGAUCCGGAAUCGCGUAGGGACAUUUGGGACAUCCUACUUCGGCUAAAAAAGGACCAUACCAUCCUAAUCACGACGCACUUCAUGGAGGAGGCCGACGUCCUGGGAGACUGGAUCGCCAUCAUGGAGAACGGUGAACUGAUCGCGUUCGGCACUUCGAUCUUUCUGAAGCACUACUACGGCAAGGGUUACACCCUCAAGCUGCUGAAGGGACCCGCGUUCGAUCGGGACAAAGUGAUGGCGAGAAUUCGCGACCUCAUCAGCGGAGCAGUGGAGAAACCAGCCGUCGAGCCGGUGUUUGCCGUCACUCUGCCGUACAUCUGCAUCGAACAGUACUCGGCGUUGCUGGAGGAACUGGAGUCGGAGAAGGACGCUCUUGGAAUCCAGUCGAUUAGUGUAACCAAUGCAACCUUGGAAGAGGUGUUCUUGAAUUCAUCGUCGGACAACAAAGCGCUGGAAAAUGAAAGGAGCUUCGAUGUGGUAGAUUCUCCCGGAAGAUCCGAACCCUCCGGCUCCAACGCUCAACCAUCGGGAAAGCCGCACGAGAACAUUCUGUUGAAACUGCAACUCCUUUCACAAUACAAAGCCAUCGCUUACAAAAAGUACCUUCAUAUCCGGCGUAACCUUCAUGUCUACCUCUUCAUGUCCAUUCUUCCCGUGCUAACAACAGUCCUUUGCUUUCUUCUAAGUGGAGGUUACUCCCGCAUCGACUACGAUGCCGUCAAGUUGCACCAUUCCACCGUGCAGGGUGCCUUCGCGGUUAUCAUACUGAACGGAAACGAUCGUCCGAUCGAGCUUUCCUCUAUCCGGAACGAAACGUACUUCCGGGAUCUGGAGCUGGUGUUGCUGGAAGAGCAAAACAUCGAGGACUAUCUGCUGCAGGAAGCACGGCGGGACAUUAUGCGCUAUCGGCACCGACUUGUGGCGGCCAUCGAGUUCAAUGUAUCGCAGGGAAGCCUAAAGAUACUGCACAACAACAAUUUGCUGCACAGUUCGGGGAUUGCCGCGAAUAUCGGCAGCAAUUUGCUGCUGCACUAUUACGGCUAUCCCAGGGCCGAGGUGCUGGUGAAGAACAGUCCAUCUACGCGAAGGAUGCAGCUGGAUUCGAUCACGCCGUACGUUUUCACCGAAGCGAUCUCUUUGGUAUUCAUGCUCUACAUCCUGCAGUAUCUUCAACUGCCCUUCCUGGAAGCUUCGACAGGCUUCAAACAACUGCAGAACGUCAACCGGUACAUCUACUGGAGCGGAACGUUCCUGGUGGACUACCUGCUGCAUAUCGUGGUUUGUUUGGCGGUGUUCAGCUUUGCCCUCGGUUUGGAUCGCGAGCGUCUCUUCAGCAGUUCCGAGCACUACCAAGUUCUAACUGUGCUGCUCUUGUACGGUAUCGCCGCCCUACCGAUGAUCUACAUCAUCAGUCAAAGCGUGGACAAAAUGGACACGGCCGUUACCUUCAUGAGCUACCUGAUGAUCUUCGGAGUUUGUGGAGUGUUCUUGCUCUCGGAUGGGUACGAUCGGAUCCGGGAAAACGACGCCCUGAUAUUCCUGUUCCAUCUCGUUCCGGAGUUCGGUUUGAAGCACUCGCUUCGGAUAAUCUACGAGAAUCAGAAAUUGACAAAGAUCCACGCUCUGUUGAAGGAGAACUCGAUCGAAAUCCGCGCCUCUACGACCAUCCCGCGUUUGGAACUCUACUACCAAUACUGUAUGGCUCCGCUGUUGAUGAUCGUGCUGACGCUCAUGCUCAACGAAGUGGUGGAGAACAUGUACCGCCGCGGCACGGUAGUAGAUCAGAAGACCCGGGCGAACAUGACCCUGCGGAAGCAUCUGGGUUGUACGAAGAGACAGCGGAGGAAAGCGCUUGGAAUCGAUCAACCGGAUUCGAACUACGAGAUGAUCGACCCGGAUGUGGACGAUGACGUCGAUGCGGAGUCCAAGAUGGUCAACGAAAUGGUUUCCAAGGAUCCACCGGAAUUUGCCUCGCAUACGAUUGCGGUGCAUGGCUUGCGGAAGCGGUACCUGAACCUGCCGGCGGUCAAGGGCGUGAGCUUUGCGGUGAAGCGUGGCGAAUGCUUUGGAUUGUUAGGAAUGAACGGAGCAGGCAAAACCAGUACGUUCCAGAUGAUCACCAGAAACCUCCCGAUCACGGACGGAGCCAUCUACCUGAACGAACGAGACGUUCGGCGAUCCAGCGAGCGAGAGUACCGCUCCCAGUACGGUUACUGCCCGCAGGGAGAUGCCCUGCUCGACUUCAUGACACCGCACGAACUGAUCCGGUACUGCGCUAUGCUGAAGAACCUUCAGCACAUCGAUGACCUGAUCAACCUAUGGCUAACGGACCUGGACAUACUGCCGUUUGCACACAGCCGUAUCAACGAGUGCUCCGGUGGAACGAAGCGCAAGGUGAACACCAUUCUGGCCAUGUUGGGCAGCCCGUCGAUUGUGUUCCUGGACGAGCCGACGACCGGCGUCGAUCCCAAGUCGCGACACUUCGUGUGGAGUCGCAUAAAGGCACUCCAGAGGGCCGAUCAAACGAUCAUACUGACCUCGCACAGUAUGGACGAGUGCGAGGAGUUGUGCAAUCGGCUUUCGAUCAUGGUCGACGGGCGGUUACGGUGCAUAGGGUUCAUUCAGCGGUUGAAGGAGAAGUACGGCAAGGGGUUCAAUUUGCUGCUCAAACUGAACGAGAGCGAAAUGCAGCGGGGAUGCGAGUUGGUAGCGGAGAUAAGGCAACGCUUCGGGUGCGAUUUGAAGGAAGAGCAUGAUGGCAUGCUGAAAUUCCUGGUGCCGGAGCCGGUGCCUCUGUCGCGUCUGUUCGGCGAAAUGAACGGCCUCAAGGAGGAGUUUGGCGCACUGAUCAGCAGUUUUUCUAUCAACGAAACGUCACUGGAGGAUAUAUUCCUUAAUUUUAGGCCCGCCCUGUCAACGUCGGCACUGUGCCGUCAGUCGGAGUCGAACGGAGUGGUCACCGUGUGAUUGAAGCGUUUGUGUGUUUUUGUUUUCGUUUGCACUAGAAGGUAAGAAUCCGUCAUCGUAGUUACCAACACCAGUGUGUAAUUGGCAGCAUUCCUACACGCCCCAUCGGACAUGUCUAAAAGAAUCUCCUUAUCAAUAAAAAAGUGCUUAUAAGUUCAAGUGAUAAAAUUUACGUAUGUGUACCGAUGAUUGUACCCGAGCAGGAAAUGAAAACGAACCUAUUACAAAUUAAUAUUACUGAUUUUGGUAUUGAUAACAAAAUAAAAUCAAAAGAAGAUUAUUCAAUAUCAAGUUCAGUUAUCAUUUAGAUAUCAUAUAAAAUUUCUCAAUUAUUACCCUUUACUGCCAUUUACCAGAUUUGCUGAUUCGUCUAAAACAUACUGUAAAAACUUGUAAUUAAUUAGAAGACUAAUUAAUUUGUUGCUAAUUGACAAAUUGAGAGAUGAAUUUGUGAAAAAAAACGCAUUCUGGUUUUGAACCCACGACUCAGUAUUCGCUAGACCGGCGCUUCAACCAACUAAGACACAGAACUGGUAUUAACUCGGAAAAUGUGAAUGAUAAAAUGAGAUAUCAAUGUUAACCAUUUUGUUUUUAGUUAGUAUUUUAAGUAGUACAUUUUUUGUUAUUAUGUUUUGUUAAGUCAUAUAAAACGAACACUUAUUUUGCAAUGAAAUUUCGUGAUAUCAAAGAACUCAAUUUAUUUUUAGCUACAUAGUUCUCAUUCCCUGCUCGGGUAGUUAUAUUCAAUCUUUCCGUUUGCUGAUGAUAAAUAUACGAAAUGUUUUAAGCUUUAAAUACAUUAAAAGCUAAUUUUCGAUGUA
Messenger RNA from Aedes albopictus (Asian tiger mosquito), 6182 nucleotides. It is a transcript of the gene Eato, whose product is annotated as ATP-binding cassette sub-family A member 2. Gene Ontology annotation, cellular component: membrane; intracellular membrane-bounded organelle. The coding region runs from base 448 to 5361 and encodes 1637 amino acids. Gene Ontology annotation, molecular function: ATP hydrolysis activity; lipid carrier activity; ATP binding. The record is from RefSeq and is a predicted model, not a curated record. Gene Ontology annotation, biological process: lipid transport; transmembrane transport. The transcript is spliced from 7 exons. NCBI's taxonomy places the organism in Eukaryota, Metazoa, Arthropoda, Insecta, Diptera, Culicidae.